UAUUUUUGUUUACUGUUUACUUUCCCCACAACUCGAGUGCAGCCGGCGACGGAUGAUCUCAGCAGGCUUGGGUCGAUAAAAAAAUCAUUCCAAGUGGUUUGUUCAGAACAGGAAGGAAGUCGAUAAUUUUGCUCCCGAUACCGUCUGGAAGGUUCUAGCAGCAGAAAAAUGGCCCAAGUGGAGAUCAAACUUCCGCUGGAGCUGGACAAGGUGGAGCUCAACUGCAUGAUCUGCCUGGAGGAGAUGAGCUUUCCGGUGUUCUGCCGGCAGUGCAAGCAGGGAACCUGCUUCGACUGUCUGGUUCUGUGGUUCGGCCAAAGCGCAAAGCAGGAGUGUCCAAAGUGCCGUCUGCAGACUUCGAUCGGAACGGUGGCCUUGGAGCGCAAGACGCAGUACAGCUGCCCGCGGGAGGGUCACCUGGUGAGAUAUUUUUGCCAGCAGUGCGACGAGUGUCUGUGCCGGGAGUGCUACACGGCCGGGGAUGGGCCACAUGGUCGGCACGCCAAGCAAGCGUUGGACGAUUUGCGGCGGGAGAUCUUCGAUGGGAUUGGCCGGAUUCGGGCGGCGAUUGGUGGAGGUGGGGGUGAUGGAGACGAUCUCAGCAGGCUGCUGAGCACGGCUUGCAGUUUCACGCCGGGGGGUUGUCAGAAGGCGUUGACGACGAUUGCCGGGCUGUUGCCAUGCGGGAACCCGCGAGAAAUGGUACGCCAGCGGCGUGCGGUGCUGGCGGAAAUCGAGAGGGUGGCACCGGUUAAGAUCUUCUUCGAGUACCGCUGCCAGGUCAAGUCGCCGUCCGCAACGUUCCAGAGCUACACGGCCGAAGACUUGCACGGCAAUCGCUGGGAGCUGACCGUUUACCCGCAAGGUUUCAGCGACGGUCACGGUCGCUCCGUGAGUGUGUACCUGACGCUGGCCGCCGGCCAACCGGGCCGGUACGAGUACAGAUACGUGAUUUACGAGGGCUCGGGGUUGAAGCCGCUGGCCGAGUACCUGGCGGUGGACGACUUCGUCGUCGGCAGCAAGUCCCAGGGCUGUCAGCGACUGGUGCAGAUCGACCAGGCCAAGCGGUACGGAGUGGACAAGAGUGGCGGCUAUCAGCUGGCAUUUGGAGUGCGUCAGACCGAUGCCGGCUAUGGGCCAAAGUGUGCCACGGGUUUGAUCGCCAACAAGAACAAAAACUUGCCGUUCAAGUCGUUCCUCUACACGGUGCGUGACUACCCGGCGCAACGCAACGCCGACCGGAUUCUCUUCUCGAACCUGAUGUACGACCACCAGAACAUGGCAUGGCGCCUUCGAGUCGAUUGCAACGGGCAUCAAGAGAAGGGCCAGUUCUGCAGUGCCUAUCUGGUGCUGCUGAAUGGUGCAGAGGGCUGGUUCGACAUCUUCAUCAAGCUGGUCCACCCGACCAUUCCGGAGCUGUCGAUCAAGCGCGAACUGACGCACUACUUUACGGUGCACUCGAGCUGGGGCGUUCCUCACUUUAUUGACCAAAUGCAGAUCAAUGACUUUAUGAUUGGACCGAAUCAGCUCAAGUUUGAGUACGGAAUGCGGCCGGCGCGUUUCAAUCAGGAGCGUUGAACUCGUCGAUCCCCUUUUUAACCCUCAUAACUUUUACUAGUGUUAAGAAUCUGUGAAUUACCACCGAAUGAACUUUGAAACUCAACGCAAUAAAUAAGUGUCACUUACCGUGGCAGAUCGAGGCAAGUUCCUCCGUAAGCGCUGUA
Culex quinquefasciatus (southern house mosquito) is the source of this 1724-nucleotide messenger RNA. RefSeq lists its product as uncharacterized. NCBI's taxonomy places the organism in Eukaryota, Metazoa, Arthropoda, Insecta, Diptera, Culicidae. Gene Ontology annotation, molecular function: tumor necrosis factor receptor binding; ubiquitin protein ligase activity; zinc ion binding. Gene Ontology annotation, cellular component: aggresome; peroxisome. The record is from RefSeq and is a predicted model, not a curated record. Gene Ontology annotation, biological process: negative regulation of centriole replication; protein autoubiquitination. The transcript is spliced from 3 exons. Bases 169 to 1578 code for a protein of 469 amino acids.